This is a messenger RNA of Helicoverpa zea (corn earworm), 3756 nucleotides long. It is a transcript of the gene Vinc, whose product is annotated as vinculin. Lineage: Eukaryota; Metazoa; Arthropoda; Insecta; Lepidoptera; Noctuidae. Gene Ontology annotation, biological process: cell adhesion. The transcript has 25 exons. The coding region runs from base 55 to 2829 and encodes 924 amino acids. Gene Ontology annotation, molecular function: actin filament binding. The record is from RefSeq and is a predicted model, not a curated record.
CUUCAGGUUUCUCGUCUGGUGAUCCUCCAUGAAGAAGCAGAAGAUGGCAACGCGAUGCCUGACCUGGCGAGGCCGGUGCAAGCCGUGUCUCUCGCCGUCAAUAACCUGGUCAAGGUUGGCCACGAGACCAUCGAGUCUUCAGAAGACUCGGUCCUCAGACACGACAUGCCGAGCGCACUACACCGCGUCGAGACAGCUGCCACUCUGCUGCAGCAGGCCUCCGACAUGCUGCGAGCUGAUCCUUUCUCAGGACCUGCAAGGAAGAAGCUGAUUGAAGGUUCGAGAGGAAUCUUGCAGGGCACGUCUGCGUUGCUGCUGUGUUUCGACGAGUCAGAAGUUAGGAAGAUCGUUAAGGAGUGCAAAAAGGUGCUAGAUUAUCUCGGGGUGGCGGAGGUCAUAGAUACGAUGGAAGACCUGGUUCAAUUCCUCAGAGACAUCUCGCCAGCACUCUCCAGGGCCGCCAGGGAGGUGGCAGCCCGAGCAGCGGAGUUGACCCACCCGCCGCACGCAGACACGCUAACCCGCUGCCUGGACAGCGUGAAGCAGCUCGCGCCCGUGCUCAUCUGCUCCAUGAAGAUGUACAUACACAUCCUCACUGAGGGAGGCAAAGGAAUGGAGGAGGCUGCUGAAAACAGAAACUAUCUCGCUCAAAGAAUGGCCGAUGAAAUACACGAGAUUAUUCGUGUGCUGCAACUAACCUCCUACGUGGAAGACGGUGGCGAGAAGGACAACGUGGCAGUGCUGAAGGCGUUACAGCAACAGAUACACGCCAAGAUUGGAGCUGCUCAUGAGUUCCUUAAUGACCCUGAGGCUCAGCGCAACAGUGCAGGCGAGAGAGCUAUCCGCAGUGUGCUGACAUCAUCUCAACGUGCUGCCGAACACCUGGCGCCCGAACCUGCUGAUGCUGCCAGGAGACUCGCCAGAUCUGGUGGCAUAAACGCUGACCAUCUAUGUGACGAGAGACAAUAUGGACAUGGUAGAGAACCCAAGGCAUUGAAUCUGGCGUCAGACCUGCGUCACCAGAUCAACGAGUUGGAUUCCAUCGUGAAUGAGGGAGUGAGGGCCGCUGAGAAGCAGGGCGGGAAGACCAUGCAGGCUAGGUUGGAGACAGCCCACAAGUGGCUGUUACACCCGGCUGCGGACCCGGUCACCAGGAUCGAGGGUCAGAAGGCUAUCAACAGCAUUGUUUCGCAAGGACAGAGGAUCGCCGACGGUCUUCAAGGUCGUGAGAAGGCGGAAGUUCUACAGCUGUGUUCAGAAGUACAGCGACUGUCAGACAAGUUGGCUGACUUGUGUGCCAGUGGAAAGGGAGAUAGUGAGGAAGCACGUGCUAUAACAAGGGAGCUAACAGACAAGCUGCACGAGCUGAAGCGAGCCACCGAGAGGGCGGUCGUGAACCGCGUGGUGGAGGAGUUCAUCGACGUGGCGGCGCCGCUGCGACACUUCACUGACGCUGUUAAUGCGCCUUUGGGCACCCCAGGUCGCGAGAGUCAGUUCCACGAGAAGGCGGCAGCGUUAGCAGCGUUCAGCCAGCGCGCAUGCGCGGCGGCGGACGUGGUGGCGGCGGGCUGCGGACACAACAAGCGCCUCGCUGAUCAGCUCACGCAGAAUGCUAGACAGGUGGAGAAACUGUCACCACAACUGAUUUUAGCCGGCAAGAUCAGGCUCUACAACCCUGACAGCAAGGUGGCAGAGGAACAUUUCAACAACUUGAAGAAUCAGUACGCAGAAGCUGUGCUGCGCGUGCGCGACCUGUGUGACCAGGCGGUAGAUCCCCUCGACUUUGUUAGGACUGCUGGUGAAUUGAUGCAGAAGCAUACAUACCUGUGUGAGGAUGCUAUUCGCAACAACGACUCGCAAAAGAUGGUUGACAAUACCUCCGCCAUUGCCAGACUGGCAAACCGCGUACUGCUCGUCGGAGGAGCUGAACGUGACAAUACGGAAGACCAGGAGUUCGCCCGAGCCCUGUCCUCCGCUCAGCAGCGUCUGCAGGCCGCCAUCCCGCCCGCCGUGCACCGCGCCAAGGCUGUGGCGCUCGGGGACCGCGCCCAGGCUGCUGCCUGGCGGACUGCUAACAGUGAGAUAAUCAGCGCAGCUGGUGAAGUAGAAUCAGCACUCUCAGGGCACUACGCCCCGCCCCCGCCGCCCCCCGCACUGCCAGAAGCACUCUCUCGCCUGCACAUGUCGGACGUGGCGGCGCCGCCCCGCCCGCCCCCGCCCGCCGGCGCCGCCCCGCCGCCCCGCCCACCGCCGCCCGCUGACACUGAUGAUGAGGGAGAGGAUAUCUUUAGGAGGCAGCCGCAUCCCAGCCAUCCCAUAUUGGUGGCAGCGCACAACUUGCACAAGGCAGUGCGCGAGUGGUCGUCGAAGGACAACGAGAUCAUCGCGGCCGCCAAGCGCAUGGCCAUCCUCAUGGCCAGGCUCUCCGAGCUCGUGCGAUCCGACUCUAAGGGCAGCAAGAGAGAGCUCAUCGCGACGGCAAAGGCCAUUGCCGAAGCUUCCGAGGAGGUCACGCGACUCGCCAAGAAGUUGGCGCUGGAAUGUACUGACAAAAGGAUUAGGACGAACUUGCUACAAGUAUGCGAGCGUAUCCCUACCAUUGGAACUCAGCUCAAGAUCCUGUCCACCGUCAAGGCCACCAUGUUGGGCGCACAAGGCAGCGAAGAAGACCAGGAAGCGACUGAGAUGUUGGUCGGCAAUGCACAGAACUUGAUGCAGAGUGUAAAAGAAACAGUGAAAGCAGCAGAAGGUGCGUCUAUCAAGAUCCGCACGGAGCAGGGCGGCUACCGCCUGCGCUGGGUCCGACGCUCGCCGUGGUACCAGAUCUAAGGGGACUGGUGAGAUGUAUAUUAUGUAGUGUUUGGUACUCAAGCUGUUGGAUUUUGAGUUUUAUAGCUGUUGGAGUAGGAUUUGUUUUGGUCUAAUUCUGACAUCAACCAAUUUAAUUUCGAAAUAAUUGGAAUUUGGAAUUCAUUAUCGACUUUUAUUUUAUCUUUGUUACGUGCAAUUUUAAUGGCGUCGUGUGGAUAAUAUAGACAGAGUACUGCUCUUAUUCUUACCGAUUUUGCAAUAUGUUGUAAUACACAUUUAAAAAAGUGAUUGACACUUAUCGAUAAAAUUAUAAUAUCGACUACAGCAUUAUUUUUAUUAACUUGUGUUUUAUAACUUUAUUUUAUUUAACUAUAUUUCUGGCCAGUAGUUUAUUUAUAGCUCGAUAUUAGGUCACGAAUCUUUGGCCACAGGUUGAGUACCAAAUAAUACAGGAUUGAGGUUGUAACGCAGGUACAUAUAUAGCUAAGUAUUGAAGCAAUCCAACAGCAAUAAGUUGUGAUAUUGUAAUUAGGUAUUUAAAGUCUGUGUGCAUUAGAGUGUAAAAGAGGUUAGAUUAGUACCAAAUUCUAUCGAUUUUGAUUUUAGGAUUAAAUGUAUUUACUUUUAUAAUUUUAAUGCAGUAUUCAUUAAUGGAAUGUAGUUACUUUUGAAAAUUCUUUUUGUAUGGAUAAAAUGUAUUUGUUAAAACAUGAAUUAAACUCAACAGUCUACUACGAACCUUUCUAAUGCACACAUACUCUUUAAUAUGCGCACACGCAUCCAUGAUCGUCACAUAAAAACAUGUAAGUACAUCCGAGUACAUAUUGUAAUGACAUCAACAUCAUAUGAUGUAGUAACAUUAAUUAAUGACAAUCUUAUAUCGGGUGUGUCGUUCACAAUCACAUUAAAUCAUAUCGCAUAUACUUUAUGAUAUUCUAUGACGAA